Molecule: messenger RNA, 1071 nt
Organism: Lathyrus oleraceus (garden pea)
Lineage: Eukaryota; Viridiplantae; Streptophyta; Magnoliopsida; Fabales; Fabaceae
Product: L10-interacting MYB domain-containing protein
Exons: 4
Coding region: 1-1071 (356 amino acids)
Source: RefSeq, a predicted model, not a curated record
AUGGCAACUAAUGUUGACAUUAGUGACUCAAAGCUUUGGCCUGAUUUUGUAACUAAAGCUUUCAUUGACAUUAUGGUUGUUGAAGUUACAAAAGGAAAUAUGCCAAAUGGUGUGUUUCAUAAUAGAACAUGGACCUCAAUGACUACUAAGUUGAGUUCCAUAACUAAUCGAUCAUUUAACGCCGGACAACUAAAGGCAAAAAUGCAUAGGUUGCGGGCCAUGUAUCGUAAGUUCUAUUCACUCUUGCAAAAUACCGGAUUUGGGUGGAACGCAGAAACAAACACAGUUACUGCAAGUGAAGAGGUCUGGAGAAAUUAUCUUAAGGUACAUGAUAAAGCUUCUCAAUUUCAAAAGAAAGGGUGUGAUCAUUAUAAGUUGUUGGAAAUCAUAUUCAACAAAAAUAAUGCAACUGGAGUACUUCAUCAUUCAUCUACUCAAGACCCUCCAAAUACAGAUGAAGAAAAUGAGCUUGACAAUCAAUACCUUAACAAUGGGAGUGCGAGUCAUGUAUGUGUUAAUGAUGAUAGUUCAGACGAUGAUCUACAUGAAGUUGAGCACAUCACACGUAGUGGAAAGAGACAAGUUCAAGUACGAUCCAAGAAUGAGUCUACAUCACAUAUGAUGGGAGAGGUACUUUCGGCAUGGGCUAAAGCAUCUUUGGCAAAAGCUGAGAGGUAUAGGGAUAGGAGUGUGGAGGCUACUUCACGUGUAACAUCAGACUGCUCUCUUACUAAGUGUGUGACUGUUCUGGAUGAGAUGGAAGACAUUCCACAUGAUGCAUAUGGAAAAGCUUUAGAAAAGUUUAUGAAUCCUAAUUGGAGAGAAGUGUUCAUCGCCAUGUCUGUUGAGAGGAAACGUGGAUGGGUUCUAACCAGAAUUGAUAUUGAUGAAAGUGAUGAUUAUACUUUUGAUGCAAGUGAUGAUGAAUUCACAGAAUUUAUCUUUAAUAGUAUGAUUUAUAAUUAUCAUCAUAAAUACUUUAACAAAGCAAAGGUGUUGACAUCUUCGUUGACUGGUCGUGAGUUUGUUACUGAAGUUAAGCCAAUGCUUCAAAAGAUCACUCAGUUUUGA